This is a messenger RNA of Abrus precatorius (Indian licorice), 729 nucleotides long. RefSeq names its product glycine-rich cell wall structural protein 2-like. Lineage: Eukaryota; Viridiplantae; Streptophyta; Magnoliopsida; Fabales; Fabaceae. The coding region runs from base 91 to 558 and encodes 155 amino acids. The transcript has a single exon. The record is from RefSeq and is a predicted model, not a curated record.
AAAAAUCACAUAACCACACUCUUUCUUCUCUUCCCCAACUAGAACAUUUUCCGAAAAAAAAAAAGGCUAUUAAUAAUAGCAUAUCUCACAAUGCUAUCACACAAUUACACUCUCAAACACUUACCUCUCUUUCUUUUUUUGAUGAUCACUUCAGCGGCGGCCGGAGGCAGCGGAAGAAAGCUCGGGUCGGAGAUGGCAAGUGGCGGUGCACCCCCGUCUGGAACCCCCACGGGGGCUAGUGGUUCGGGUCAUGGUCCAAACUGGGACUAUAGCUGGGGAUGGGGCUCCGGACCCAGUGGUGGAUAUGGGUAUGGUUCGGGUUCAGGGCAUUCUCCAACGGGUUUUGCUAGAGGCUAUGGAUAUGGUUUUGGGUCUGGGUCUGGGUCUGGGUCCGGAUAUGGAUAUGGGUCUGGUGGCGGUGGUGCUCGUGGUGGUGGUUAUGGGUCUGGAGCUGGGUCAGGCAAUUCUGGUGGCGGCGGCUACGGCGGUGGAAGUGGUGGCAGCGGUGGCAACAAUCGGUUACCAUCGGCUUCAAGGGGCAAAACCAACCAUGGGUAAAUGCAUUCACAUGGAGCUAUAUAGCUAGUAGCUAUGUGUGACUCAUCUUGGAAGUAUGGUAUUGAAUUAAUAUUACUAUCUAUGAUCAAGUUAUAUAUUAUAUAAAAAGAAAAAUGGAUGGUGUGUAUGCAUGAUAGGUAGCUAGAGCUAGCUAGCCUUAAAGCUUUCAAA